This is a messenger RNA of Synchytrium microbalum, 915 nucleotides long. RefSeq lists its product as uncharacterized. The transcript is spliced from 6 exons. Bases 1 to 915 code for a protein of 304 amino acids. The record is from RefSeq and is a predicted model, not a curated record. Lineage: Eukaryota; Fungi; Chytridiomycota; Chytridiomycetes; Synchytriales; Synchytriaceae.
AUGCAAGCUGCUACUGAACAAAACAAGCACAAAGUCUUUGUUACUGGUGCAUCUGGCAAACUGGGCCAAGCUCUCUGCCAAGACUUGAUGAAAUCUGGUGUCUUUGAAGUCGUCGGAAGCGUCCCUCCUCAAGAAGUCAAGGAAAAAUGCUCCAAACUUGAACAAUGUGGAUGCAAAGUCUGUGAAUGUGAUGCCGCAAAGACUGAAAGUGUUGUCAAAGUGCUCAGAGAAACCAAGCCUAUGCAAAUGGCCAUCAUCGGCACUGCUGAAAGUCAUCAAGCCGAGCACUUGAAGUCAUACAUCGAUGCGGCCAAAGAAGCUGGUGUCGAAUACGUCUUGCUCUUUUCCAGUGCUGGUGCAGACAAGGAUGUCACCAUCUGGGGAAAGCAAUUCCAUGAAAUUGAAGAUUACUUGAAAAGGUCUGUCAAGAACUGGACUAUUGUGAGGUCCAUGUUCCAUGCUGAGAACUUCUUGUUGUAUGCCAAAGAAAUCAAGGAACACAACACCUUGACCAUGCCCACAAAUGACUACUUUGCUCCAGUCUCAGUCUUGGAUGUCGCUUGUGCUGCCACUCACAUCCUCAAAGAUUGCCAAAAGCAUCAUGGCAAGACUUAUGAUAUUACUGGGGUCAAAGCCAAACAUGGUACUGGUUUCGCAAAGGCUGCUUCCAAGGCUCUUGGCAGGAAGAUCGAAUUCAAAAAGAUUUCAAUGGAAGAUGCUCACAAGCUCUUGAUUGAACAUGGAAUGAAGCAUGACAAGGCUGAUUUCCUCAUCUCCUUCUACAAGGCUGUUGAUGAAAACAAGCUCAACUUUGUUUCUCCUGACUGCAGAACAUUGACUGGCACAGAUCCCAUGUCAAUGCGUCAAGUGUUUGAGCACUAUGGUGACAUUCUUGGAAAGAAGAAGGAAGAAUAA